Messenger RNA from Racocetra persica, 129 nucleotides. Lineage: Eukaryota; Fungi; Glomeromycota; Glomeromycetes; Diversisporales; Gigasporaceae. The record is from the annotation of a GenBank genome assembly.
UGCACAUGGAAAGACCCCCUGUGAAGUAAUGUAUGGCUAUAAACUUCUCGGCAUAUACCAGAAAUUCAAUCCAACUGACCCCGUCGACUUUCAGGAAAUAGAAGUGCAAGAAGCACAAAUAACGCUACA